Fusarium pseudograminearum CS3096 is the source of this 2466-nucleotide messenger RNA. RefSeq lists its product as uncharacterized. Gene Ontology annotation, biological process: retrograde protein transport, ER to cytosol; autophagosome maturation; mitotic spindle disassembly. The transcript is spliced from 5 exons. The record is from RefSeq and is a predicted model, not a curated record. Gene Ontology annotation, cellular component: nucleus; VCP-NPL4-UFD1 AAA ATPase complex; cytosol. Gene Ontology annotation, molecular function: ATP binding; polyubiquitin modification-dependent protein binding; ATP hydrolysis activity. Bases 1 to 2466 code for a protein of 821 amino acids. Lineage: Eukaryota; Fungi; Ascomycota; Sordariomycetes; Hypocreales; Nectriaceae.
AUGGCUCCCCAGCCUGACGAGCACCACCCCCACAAGAAGGUCAACCUGACCGACGCUUCUGGCGCCGAGGUCAAGAGCGAGGAUGACGUCGCGACUGCGAUCCUCAAAAAGAAGAAGAAGCCCAACCAGUUGAUGGUCACCGAUGCCGUCAACGAUGAUAACAGUAUCAUUGCCCUCUCUGAGGCCACCAUGGACCAGCUACAGCUCUUCCGUGGUGACACCGUCCUCGUCCGAGGCAAGAAGAGAAAGGACACAGUCCUCAUCGUCCUUGCUGAUGAUGAGCUCGAUGAUGGUAGUGCCCGCAUCAACCGAGUCGUUCGUCACAACCUGCGAGUCAAGCACGGCGACAUGAUUACUAUCCACCCUUGUCCCGAUAUCAAAUAUGCCAAGCGCAUUGCUGUUCUCCCUAUCGCUGAUACCGUCGAGGGUAUCACCGGUUCCCUAUUUGACGUUUUCCUCGCCCCUUACUUCCGAGAAGCCUACCGACCUGUCCGCCAAGGAGACCUGUUCAUCGUCCGUGGUGGUAUGAGGCAAGUAGAGUUCAAGGUCGUCGAGGUCGACCCCCCAGAGUACGGCAUUGUCGCACAAGAUACUGUCAUUCACUGCGAGGGCGAGCCCAUUCAGCGCGACGAGGAGGAGAACAACCUCAACGAGGUCGGUUACGACGAUAUUGGUGGAUGCCGAAAGCAGAUGGCCCAGAUCCGAGAAAUGGUUGAGCUUCCUCUCCGACAUCCCCAACUUUUCAAGUCUAUUGGUGUUAAGCCUCCGCGAGGUGUUCUGCUUUUCGGACCUCCCGGUACCGGUAAGACUCUGAUGGCUCGAGCUGUUGCCAACGAGACUGGUGCCUUCUUCUUCCUCAUCAACGGUCCCGAGAUCAUGUCGAAGAUGGCUGGUGAGUCUGAGUCGAACUUGCGAAAGGCCUUUGAGGAAGCCGAGAAGAACUCUCCCGCCAUUAUCUUCAUCGACGAGAUUGACUCCAUCGCUCCCAAGCGUGAAAAGACUAACGGUGAGGUCGAGCGACGAGUCGUUUCUCAACUUCUUACCCUCAUGGACGGCAUGAAGGCUCGCUCCAACGUCGUUGUCAUGGCCGCCACCAACCGACCCAACUCUAUCGACCCCGCUCUUCGACGAUUCGGCCGAUUCGAUCGUGAGGUCGACAUUGGUGUCCCUGACCCUACUGGUCGUCUCGAGAUUCUCCAGAUCCACACCAAGAACAUGAAGCUCGGUGACGAUGUCGACCUGGAGCAGAUUGCAUCUGAGACCCACGGUUACGUUGGUUCCGAUGUUGCCGCCCUCUGCUCUGAGGCUGCCAUGCAGCAGAUUCGUGAGAAGAUGGAUCUGAUCGAUCUCGACGAGGACACAAUCGAUGCCGAGGUCCUCGACUCCCUUGGUGUCACAAUGGAGAACUUCCGCUUCGCUCUCGGUGUCUCCAACCCCUCCGCUCUCCGCGAGGUCGCCGUUGUCGAGGUCCCCAACGUUCGCUGGGAGGAUAUUGGUGGUCUCCAGGAGGUCAAGCAAGAUCUCAAGGAGAACGUCCAGUACCCUGUCGAUCACCCCGAGAAGUACCUCAAGUUCGGCAUGUCUCCUUCCCGAGGUGUGCUGUUCUUUGGUCCUCCUGGUACUGGUAAAACUAUGUUGGCCAAGGCCGUCGCCAACGAGUGUGCUGCCAACUUCAUCUCCGUGAAGGGACCUGAACUUCUCAGCAUGUGGUUCGGUGAGUCUGAGAGCAACAUCCGAGACAUCUUUGACAAGGCCCGUGCCGCUGCUCCUUGUGUUGUCUUCCUUGACGAGCUUGACUCCAUUGCCAAGGCCCGUGGUGGUUCCAUGGGUGACGCCGGCGGUGCUUCCGACCGCGUUGUCAACCAGCUUCUCACAGAGAUGGACGGUAUGACUUCCAAGAAGAACGUUUUCGUUAUUGGUGCCACCAACCGACCCGAGCAGCUUGACCCUGCUCUAUGCCGACCUGGUCGUCUUGAUUCGCUCAUCUACGUGCCCCUCCCCGACGAGCCUGGCCGUCUUAGCAUUAUCAAGGCUCAGCUCCGAAAGACCCCUAUCGCCUCCGAUAUCGACUUUGGUUACAUUGCCUCCAAGACACACGGUUUCUCUGGUGCCGAUAUCGGGUUCAUCACACAACGCGCUGUCAAGAUUGCCAUCAAGGAGUCCAUCGCUAUCGAUAUCGAGCGCCAAAAGGCUCGUGAGGCUGCUGGCGACGAGAUGGACACAGACGAGGACGCUGAGGACCCUGUCCCUGAGCUGACCAAGGCUCACUUUGAGGAGGCCAUGCAGAUGGCUCGCCGAUCAGUGUCAGAUGUUGAGAUCCGCCGGUACGAGGCUUUCGCCCAGCAGAUGAAGAACGCCGGUCCUGGCGCUUUCUUCAAGUUCCCUGAGGCUGGUGCCGAGGCCGCUGGUGGUGACGCCGGCAACUCCUUCGGUGAUGCUGGCAAUGAUGAUGAUCUCUACGACUAA